This is a messenger RNA of Xenopus laevis (African clawed frog), 1121 nucleotides long. RefSeq lists its product as uncharacterized. The transcript is spliced from 7 exons. Bases 341 to 1006 code for a protein of 221 amino acids. The record is from RefSeq and is a predicted model, not a curated record. NCBI's taxonomy places the organism in Eukaryota, Metazoa, Chordata, Amphibia, Anura, Pipidae.
GCUGGUGGGGGCUAUUUGGGCCUCUGUGUAUCUGAAAUGCCAGGGCCUAUUUUAAUUCUCAGUCCGGACCUGCUAGGGACAGCCUCUUGCUUUUGAGCCCUACCAAUAGGUUAUUCCCUCGCUCCUGAGCAAUAUGAUGGAACAUUACAGACAAAAAUAAACUUAUUAUUGAGCCAUGUAUUCCUCAAAUAGGCAUUUGGGCCAGUGCAUUUAGGGCAAACCUUGAUGAGAUCUGGGCCCGUGCAGCUGGCACAGGAAUCCGCUGGCUCAGCUCACUGACAGAUCAAUAAGGGUAAUAGGACCCAGUGAUCAGAAGGCAGAUUGUACUACAUCCGAUUCUAUGAAACAAUUAGUUUUAGAGAUCCCUAAACCGUAUAUCCGUUUGGCUGGAGCAUGCAUUAGUUUGUUGAUAAUUGGACUUCUGGCAUUAAGCAUUCGUUUCUGCAACAAGCAUGUGAAAGCAUUAAAAAAACGUGAGGAAGAGGUGCGGAGUCUUCAAGUAGUUGUACCAGGAGUAAAAAUACACAUAGGAGAAGAAGGAAACUGUAAGGAAAAUGAAGUGACUCCUAAUAAAGAAAAUAAUAAUAAAGUGGGAGAAAUAUCAGAGUCUGCUACAAUAACGGAUGUCCCUCAAGAGAACUGUGCUGAAACAGAUAAAGAGAUUAUAGAUGUUGAAUCACAGCACAUGAACGAAGAUACCACUGAAAAACAAAAAAAGAAAAACUGGAGGAAAUAUCUUCCUUUUACUAAAAAAACCAAUCCACCUCCUGAGAACGGUGUGGAAACAGAUAAAGAGCUAAAGGAAAGUGGGAAGAAACUACUAAAACUACUAAAACUACUAAAACUAGUAAAACCACGAAAACCAGAAUUAGCAGAGGAAACAGGUGAACAGAACAAGAAAGUUCAUGAAACGCAAGUAGAGGAAGUUGAUAAGAAGAAGAAAAAAAGAAUAUGGAAAUGGAAAUGGAAAAAGAAAAGGGCAGAAAUGACACUUCUCCCGAAAUAAAAACCAAAGCCGAAGGAGGAGCAGUUAAAAAUAAAAAAUGGAAUAACGGCAGCCCUUUCCUCGUGAGGCAAUUACGGGCGACUUUGGAAAACCAUUUACAUUUUAGCCGGCGGAA